Trifolium pratense (red clover) is the source of this 2021-nucleotide messenger RNA. Its product is annotated as DEAD-box ATP-dependent RNA helicase 5. Gene Ontology annotation, biological process: rRNA processing. Gene Ontology annotation, molecular function: ATP binding; RNA binding; RNA helicase activity. The record is from RefSeq and is a predicted model, not a curated record. Lineage: Eukaryota; Viridiplantae; Streptophyta; Magnoliopsida; Fabales; Fabaceae. The transcript is spliced from 13 exons. Gene Ontology annotation, cellular component: nucleolus. The coding region runs from base 147 to 1736 and encodes 529 amino acids.
GCGGUUGUACCUUAAACUAACUUAGUCAAAAGUCAAAACCCUAAAAAUUAUAAAAUCUCUCUUUUAACCCCUCUUUCAGUUUUCGCCUCUGGUUCGUUCGCGCUGCUUCACUCCGCUGCCGCCUUCUUCUAUCUCCAACUACCACCAUGGGUAAGAAAAACGGCGCCGUUUCAGCCAACGAACCAGUCGACGAACAACAAACCAAUAACAACAACAACAACAGCGAACUCAAAUCUUCGAAGAAGAACAAAAAGAACAAAAACAAACACGAAGAAAACACUCCCAAAAGAAAGCACGAAGAACUCAAUCAUCAAAACGACGCCGAAUCGGAGAAGAAAAGUAAGAAGAAGAAAAAGCACAACAAAUCAGAUGAAAAUGAAUCAGCCAACGGUGUUGAGACGGUUACUGCAUCUGAUGAACCGAUUACGGUUACUGGAAAGAACGCUGGAGAUGAGAAAUAUGCGGCGGUUAAAACUUUUGUUGGUUCGGGACUUCCUGAUAAUGUGCUUGAAUGUUGUAAGGGUUUUGAGAAACCUUCUCCGAUUCAAUCACGAGCUUGGCCUUUUUUGUUGGAUGGUCGUGAUUUGAUUGGAAUUGCCGCUACUGGUUCAGGAAAAACACUUGCUUUUGGACUACCAGCUAUUAUGCAUGUUUUGAACAAGCGGAAGAGUAAGGGUUCUUCCAAGGGUCGAAAUCCUCUUUGCCUUAUGCUCUCUCCGACAAGGGAGCUAGCUCAACAAAUAUCAGAUGUAUUGUGUGAUGCUGGUAAGUCUUGUGGCGUGGAAUCAGUUUGUUUGUAUGGUGGAACCUCGAAAGGACCACAAAUCUCUGCACUCAAAUCUGGCGUUGAUAUUGUCAUUGGAACCCCUGGUCGUAUUCAAGAUCUUGUUGAAAUGGGUAUCUGUCGUCUACAAGAAGUAUCUUUUGUGGUACUUGAUGAAGCAGAUCGGAUGCUUGACAUGGGUUUUGAGCAAAUAGUCCGCUCUAUACUUGGUCAGACAUGUUCUGCUCGUCAAAUGGUUAUGUUCAGUGCUACAUGGCCGUUAGCAGUUCAUCACUUAGCUCAGGAAUUUAUGGAUCCCAACCCUGUUAAAGUUGUUGUAGGGUCAGAGGAUUUAUCUGCCAAUCAUGAUGUCAUGCAGAUAGUUGAGGUAUUGGAUGAGCGUUUACGUGAUAAGCGCCUGCUUGCUUUACUAGAAAAAUACCACAAAUCUCAAAAGAAUCGAGUAUUGGUUUUUGUUUUGUACAAAUUUGAAACCACACGAGUUGAAAAAAUGCUUCAACAAGGGGGUUGGAAAGCGGUGUCAAUAAGUGGUGACAAAUCACAGCAUGAGCGCACAAAGGCACUAUCAUUAUUCAAGAAUGGAAGCUGUCCUUUGAUGAUUGCUACUGAUGUGGCUGCACGAGGAUUGGACAUUCCAGAUGUGGAAGUAGUGAUCAACUUUAGUUUUCCUCUAACUCUAGAAGAUUAUGUUCAUAGAAUUGGGCGGACUGGACGAGCUGGUAAGAAAGGUGUUGCCCAUACAUUCUUCACACACGCAAAUAAGGGACUUUCUGGGGAGCUUGUGAAUGUUUUAAGAGAAGCAGGACAAGUUGUGCCAGACGAUCUUUUGAAAUUUGGCACACAUGUAAAGAAAAAGGAGUCCAAGCUUUAUGGGGCUCACUUCAAGGAAAUUCCUGUUGAUGCUCCAAAGUCUACAAAAAUAACAUUUGACAGCUCUGAUGAUGAAGACUAAAUGCUGGUGGCUUACAUUUAUUUUUGGUCGGAUGAAUAUGCGAAAGCGGUUAUUUAUUGUUUUUUGGGGCUUGUUAUUUAUUUCUUUAAAAAGGAGGUAAGAAAAUUAUUGGAGUUAAAAGUAGAUUAGCUAGUCCAUUUUUGUUGUAUCAUGUAGCUGUCGGUAAUUGGGAGCUUUUAUUCUUUUUCUAUAAUUCAAGAUGAUAAUUUAAUUACAUCUUAAGACCCUAUGAAUGAUUUAAAGUUUUAUAAAAUAUUUGAGGUUUUAGAGUUUUGAUUGAUUGAA